UGACCUAGGGAUUUCAGCAGUUGGCAGUCGAACACCGUUUGCCUCCGCGACGAACCGGUCGGAACUUACUCCGCGUGUGUUGUGGAGGAGGCAAAAUUCUCUCUCGCAGCAGGCUCAGCAUAUAGUAAACAAAAGAUGGGACUUGAAGGCGAAGCUUAUGUUACCAAGAGUUUCUCGUGAGGCAAAAUUCACGGCGUCCACGCCACAUAUAUCGUGGAUCGUUUUCACAUCUAUGGGGAACCAGAAAUGCGUUAAAAAGUCAUUAAACGCAUGACUCGAAAGUGCAACAAGUUAGAAAAAUUAUUAAAAUCGAGGGAAUGGACACAAACCUGAAAAUGGAUGCUCCGAAAAAUGAUAUCAAAGUUUUAGUCAAGGAUCCCUUAUUAGAAAAUAGAACGAACCUCAUUGAGUGGAAUGUGGAUAUGAAUGUUACUCUAUCUGGAUCAAAGAAAUUACAAUUUAUUCAGAGGAUAAAAAAUCUUCUGAUUUUCAUUUUAGUGGUUGCAUUUGCAGUUGUGUUCUCUCAUUUGAAAGGAGAAAUUCGCGCCUUACAAGUUCAGAUAAACGACAUGAAUGCAAACCUUGUGAUAUUAAUGUUGAAAUACGAUAAAUUAGAUAAAAAUUGUAAUUUCCUUCAACGAUCAUACGAGAGAUUUCAAAUGAACGCAAAGGAUUUGAAAAGAUUCACGAGAAGAGAUUUCAAUAAUCAUUUUAUUCAAGUCACUCAAAUUCCUUCGCGCGAAAUAGUUGUUGAGAAUUUAAAGAAACAAAAUGAAAAAGAAAUGGAGAAAAAUCCAAAUUCCAGCAGUGAAUUUAAAAAUGAGAGGAUAAAUAUUGAGAAUAAAGAAAAAGACAAUGUUCAAAGUCUCGAAAAUGAAAGUUCCAAGUUUACUAGAAGAAAAAAGAGUUUAAGAAUUCGAAGGUCUUUAUUAAUGGAAAAAAAAAGAAAUUCAACAGAUGUGGAUUUCUUGCUCGAAAAUGAUAAAAGUGAUUAUGAUGAUGAUGAUGACGAUGACAACGACGAUGAUGAUAUUAACGAUGAGGAUGCUGACUUGGAGAGUAGCGAAUAUAGAACGUCUCGAGCACGCAGAGAUGAAGGAAGAGGUAAAGAGGCGAGAAAGAACAAAAACAAAGGGAGGCCCAAACGCAGUCGCAGGCGAUUGGGGCCUUGGAUAGCAACUUUUGUUGGAGCCCAACCCGAGCAAUUCGUGACUGACUCAGGUAUUUACAUCGGGCCGUGGGUGAAAAGUACGAGAAACGAAUCACGCUAUAAUUUCAACAAGUUUCAUCUAGUCGAGAAUGAAAAGUCCAUUGAAGUUACCACUAACGGCCUAUACAUGAUCUCUACACAGAUAUUUUACUUUGGUGAAUCAACGAAUUAUUCAUAUUGGAUUCUUUUGAGUUCCGAGGGUUCGUCAAUACCGCAAAGACUUGCAAAAUGUGCGACAGUUUCGGCUGAGACAGUUACAGAAGUUUCUUGUCAUACGAGUAUAAUAAUUCUACUAAAGAGAGGAGAUCGAUUGCGAUUACAGCAACAAGAACGUAAUAGAUUAAUAAAUCUUCGCGAGGGUCACAGUUACAUUCAAAUUGCCCUUUUAUCGAGUGAUACUCAAAAAAGAAGAUUAUCAUAAAAACAGCAAUAUUGAAAAAAAGAAAACAAAAUCCAUUUGUAUUAUAAAUCAUUGUGCAUUCCAAUGAUCAUAUUUUUAAGUUUCGUCGUCAUAAAAUAUUGUGAUAGUUUAUUUUUUGUUUUCUAUAUAUAUAAUAUAGAAAAUAUUAAAUUUUCCAA
This is a messenger RNA of Leptopilina boulardi, 1789 nucleotides long. RefSeq lists its product as uncharacterized. The transcript is spliced from 7 exons. Gene Ontology annotation, molecular function: receptor ligand activity. Bases 318 to 1631 code for a protein of 437 amino acids. The record is from RefSeq and is a predicted model, not a curated record. NCBI's taxonomy places the organism in Eukaryota, Metazoa, Arthropoda, Insecta, Hymenoptera, Figitidae.